ACGCAGACCGGUGAACCCCGAAGCUUAUCACCUCUUGUUCUUCCUUGCGGCGGCCGAGUGUAGGCGGAGAACGUCAACUCCAUGACCAUGGCGGCUCACAUCAUGCCAUGAAAUCCCUUUCCUUCCCCUCCGCUCCUGCCGCCCUCUCUCACCCUCCUCUGGUCUCGGUUCGUCUUCCGCUCCCGAGGAGACUCGUCAAAGCCUCCUCUCUCCCGUCUCCCAGACCCCGUACCAAACGCCCCAACCGCCUCCGCCGCGAAACCCUAAUACCCAAACCCCGCAUUCCUCCACCUCCCGCUCCCCUGCCGCCACCGCCGGAUGAGCCCCGCAUCGUCGUUUACGAGGAGGAUGUCGCUGUCGUCGAACGAGUGGUCGAGGAGGUGGACGUCGAAGAAGUGGUCGAGGGCGAGGCGGCGGUGGGGGUCGACCCGUUCGCCCCUGCCGCCGCAGCCGCAGAAUUCCGGUUUCUCCCCGGCGAGGUGCAACGCCUCGCGCUGCGAUUCGCUGUGCUUCUCGCGGUGCAGACUGUUGUUGCGGUCUGGUUUCUUGGCGGCGAGCGGAACGAGCCUAGCGAGCAGGGAAUGACGGAGGGGAAGGCUGGAAUUGAGGUGCGGGAGGCGAUGGAGCUUGAUAAGAAGGUCUUGGAGAUCAGGGCGAUGGCUAAGAAGGCGAGGGAGAUCGAAAGGAGGGAACUUGCUGAAGAUAGUGGCAUAAAGGGGGAGGUGGGCAAGAAGCUUGGUAGGUUGAAGAAGAGUGCUGCUACGAAGGUUAUCUUGGAUGAGAAUACUUUUUCUGUGUCUUUGCCGGUGUCCUCCAAGAAUAUGAAUGAAGAGAUGAAUGGAGAGAAGCUGAAUUUGAAGCAAAAGAUGGGUAGAGAAAAGCUGAAUUUGAAGAGAAAGAUCGGACUCUCGAAAUCCACCAACAAGGCUGGAAACAUUCCAAAGGGAUUUAAUGGCUCAAGGAGCAAUGACGAGCGCGGCAGAGGUGUUAGUGGUGGUAUUGAGCAGAUUGCUGAAGAAGCUGCACAUCGUCCUGAUCCUGAAGAUUUAAGAGCUCAUGCUUCUGAGCUGACCCAAAGAUCACCUGAUAUCGAGAAUUAUGCAACUUCGUCAAGUCGAGGGACAGUUAGAAGAGUAAGUAGUGGUGAUCAUUUGCGUGUAAGUAAGUUUCAGAAGAGUAAGAACUAUGUGGAGGACACUGAAGAUAUAUCAUUCUCUGGAGGAACCAAUUCCAGCUCUGACAUUGAUGAAGUCUUCCCAAAGACUCAGAUUUGGGAAAGUUCUACAGAAGUUACUAGGAGAUUCUCCUCAGAAACUGGGAAAGUUAAUGAUGAUUCAAGAUAUAAUUUUCCCAUUGAAAGCGUAGAGAGCAAGUCAUUUGUCAACAACGUAAAAAACAGUCACUUGGAUGUUAUGAAUGAACCAUGGUGGCUGAAACUUCCAUAUGUUUUUGCUAUUUUUUUACGUAGAGGCUCUGAUGGUAAUGGUCCUAAAGGACUUUAUUCCUUGGACAUAAGCUCCUCGUCAGUCGAAGAGAAAGCUCCUUCCUAUACUAUUGCUUUCCAAGAUCGUGGGGAUGCAACAAAUUUUUGCUACAUAGUGAAGACCUUUUUUGAAGAUUUGGGUGAUGUUAGUGCUGACAUCGUUCCUCUCACAAUUAAAGAACUUGAUCAGGUCGUGAAGUCAUUUGAUCUAAAGGUUAUUGUCGUGAGAAAGGGACAAAUUCAUCUAUAUGCGGGACAGCCUCUUGUUGAAGUUGAGGCUGUGAUACGUUCUUUCUUAGACUAGAACAUAUAUUUAUGACCAUUGACACUCAGAAACUAGGUUCUCGCCCCUAUUUGGUGCAGUGGAGAUCAUGUCAAGUUGCUUAUGUUUACACUUCACAUCAAAUUCUUUGGUCUCAAAGAACAAAUUCAUCAGUUUCUGGUUUCCAGAAAAAAAUCCCUCCUCAGCGAAAUUUGAUUAAUUACCGACUGAUUAUGCCCCCAGAACAGAGAUCGGAGGCCAUUGCAUGAACUGUUAUGAUAUCUAGUUCCGAUGCAGCAGCAGUCUCCUCCUGUCUCAAACUGCUGUUUUUCCUUUCAGAGGUGCUGCUUUUUAUCUGCCUCUUACUUUUUAAGGAUUUACUAUGAAUCAAGCAAGUCGCAGGUGAUCGUUAUAGUUAUGUUGGAGCAUUAGCGAUCAAAUUGUAUUCGAAUUAAGGUUUUCGGAAUUUUGCAGGUAAAAAUUAGACAGAAUCUCGAGGCACAUAUUGCUGUUUUGAGGUAUCUUCUUUAAUUUUCGUGCAUGUAUCGAUCGAAUAUAUCUUCUUCUUUGUCUACAUGCAUGAUGAUCGUGGAUAUUUCUUGAA
Musa acuminata AAA Group (dessert banana) is the source of this 2349-nucleotide messenger RNA. RefSeq lists its product as uncharacterized. The transcript has 5 exons. NCBI's taxonomy places the organism in Eukaryota, Viridiplantae, Streptophyta, Magnoliopsida, Zingiberales, Musaceae. The coding region runs from base 108 to 1787 and encodes 559 amino acids. The record is from RefSeq and is a predicted model, not a curated record.